Messenger RNA from Paramecium sonneborni, 1334 nucleotides. The record is from the annotation of a GenBank genome assembly. Lineage: Eukaryota; Ciliophora; Oligohymenophorea; Peniculida; Parameciidae.
AUGAAUUAGUUAAAAGCAAUUUAAAGUUCUGUUGAUACUCAAAGAAAAAGAAAUUCAUCAUUUAAACAAGAAAAAUCUUAUUAUGAAUAGGCCAAAAGGAGGAAAAGCGUGUAUAUGGAUUAAAUGGAGGAUUACAGUUAAAAUUAUAUCUUAAAAAAUUACAAAAGCUUCUUGCCCUAAAUAAAACGAGACCAUUUAAACUCUGAUGGAUAAGAUAUUUAAAUGAUUCUUAAUCAUUUUAAAUUGUACUAAUAAUAAAAUUCAAAACCAAUUAACUGGAAUUUAUUUUUUGUAUAGAUAUGGGAAUUCAUUCAAAAAAAUGGUGACAUAUACGAUUUAUAUCAAGAACUUUUCAAAAAAUAGUUUUUCAUUCAAUUUUAAUAAUUACAAAAAUAAAUAACAGACAUUUGUUACUAUGAAAAAAUCUUAAUAUCCUUAGGUUUUGAGUUACACCAAGAUCAAUUAUUCAGUUAAUUUUUUUGUUAAUUUGUUUAGAAUUAUUAAUCAUGUUUGCAAGAAUUAUUUUAAAAAGGAAAAUUUAGCAAAAAGUAAACCUAAGAUGCUUAAUAAUUAAUUUAAAUGAAUAAUACUAUUGACUAUAUAGAUAUAGAUGACAUGUAUGAAAAAUUUUAGCCAGGUAAUAAUACGAUUUGGAUGAUAUAAAGAAAAUGUAAAUAGACAUAAUAAUAUAAACUAAAUUUUAAAAUAGUAAGAAGACAUUUAGCAUUAUGGUUACAUGAAACUAGAAAUUUAGAAAUAAUAAAAUUAUUACCUAAGCAAUUACUUACAGCUUCUCAUCCAUUCAUUAAUGCAAAGUUAACCUAGCCCAUCUUAAUUAUUGAUUUAGAUGAAACCUUAGUUCAUUUUGAUUAAACAUCUAAUAAAUUGAUGAUUAGAAAUGGAUCAAUAUAGUUUUUACAAUAAAUGCAUAAAUACUAUUAUGUAAUAAUUUGGACUGCAUCUCUACCUAGAUAUGCUAAAUGGGCUUUAAAGAAGAUUGAUUAAUAAAUUCAGUAUUAAAUAUAUUAUUUAUUAGUUAGUAUAUAGAUCUUUUGCUUACAAGAGAAUAUUGUAUACCUCAUGAGAAAGGAUUCUAUUAAAAAAUACUUUAUAUGUUAGGAUAAGAAUUGAGCACUCUUCUAAUAAUUGAAAAUGAUUUUAGAAGUAUUAUUGAUUCAGAAAAGGAUUAUUUGCAUUUAAUAGAUUCUUUUGUUGGUUAGGAUGAUAAUGUUUUGUUUGAACUAAGCAAUCGUUUGAUCGAGGCUUACAAGUAUUAUUAAGAAGGAUUCAGUUUUUAAAGAGCAGUAAAAAUGACUUAAAUGAAAUAAAAUUGA